GGGGAGAGAGAGGGGGUGGGAGAGGCAGGGCCGCCCGCGCGGCCUCCAGAGAUGGUGAUCUGUUGCGCGGCGCUGAAUUGCUCCAACCGGCAGGGCAAAGCUCCCCGGGGUCGAGCGGCCGUCUCCUUCCACAGGUUCCCGUUAAAGGACUCAAAGCGACUGAUCCAGUGGUUAAAAGCAGUUCAGAGGGACAACUGGACUCCCACCAAGUAUUCCUUUCUCUGCAGCGAGCAUUUCACUAAAGACAGUUUUUCAAAACGUCUGGAAGACCAGCACCGGCUGCUCAAACCCACAGCUGUGCCAACCAUUUUCCAGCUUUCGGAGAAAAGUGGGGAUAGCAAGGAUUAUGUCAAAAGGAGGAGAAAAAUAGCAAGCCAGACUCUGCAAGGAGAUGGCAUUCAAUCAAAGGAAGGAAGUGGUGAGGUAGUUGAGAGAAUCUUAUCUAACCAAGACUUGAUAGUGGAAGGAGCUAAAGAAAUGGAGCAAGUGACUCUUCAAGCUGAAAUUGGGUCAAUGUCUGAGCAAGGAGAGACUUUCCAGGUCCAGCUUGAAGGCUCCCUCAGAAGGAUGUUGGCAGAUAACCUAGUCACAAAGGUAGCUCAGAAUAAGCCAGAAAAGCAUUCUGUAGAGGAUUGUUCUGAAACGGUUAUCCAUCCUGGGAGUCUGAAAAUGGAUAGAAGUGGUGUAUCCGAGGAUGACUUCACACCUCCUGUAUCUGGUGCAUGCAAAUUUAUUGGCUCCCUUCACUCUUACAGCUUCUUCUCCAAGCACAAUAGAGAGAGGUCAUCUUUUCCAAAGGAGCAACUAGAAAGGAAAAGGUUGAGAAGAAGCAUGGAACCAAGCUGUAGUAGCAAUACUGUGGAGCAGGACACUAGUUUAAUGGAAACCUCUUCUACUUCCUCUCUUACUGCUGUCCCUCAGAAACCUGCCCAAAGCAUGUCUGCAUCCCCUGCGGAUCUUACCCCUAAACCAGCAACAGAAGCUGUUGUAGGCCAGAAGGGAGAGACUGAUGCCAACCCCAUGUCAAUUAAUGAGGUCAUCAUGUCUGCCUCAGGAGCCUGCAAGCUCAUUGACUCCCUCCAUUCAUACUGCUUCUCCUCUAGGCAAAGCAAAAGUCAAGUGUGCUGUUUGAGAGAGCAGGUAGAAAAGAAGAAUGGAGAGCUGAAGCAGUUGAGACAAAAGAUCAGCCGCUCUGACAGCCAAGUUAGAAAGCUGAAGGAAAAACUAGAUGAACUGAAGAGGAUCAAUUUCCCUUUCCUGAGCAAUCUGCUAUCCCAGGACUGUGAAACCCCGCAGUUGAAUCCUGUGAUUAAACCUCUCUCCUGGAUGCUGGGCACCUGGCUGUCGGACCCACCAGGAGAAGGUACCUUCCCUACAAUGAAGCCCUUUGAAUACCUCGAAGAAGUGCACAUCUCUCAUGUGGGGCAGCCCAUGCUGAAUUUCUCAUUCAACGCCUUCCAUCCAGACACCAGAAAACCAAUGCAUCGAGAAUGUGGAUUUAUCCGCAUCAAACCAGACACUAACAAGGUGGCCUUCAUCAGUGCUCAGAACACAGGUUUGGUAGAGGUGGAGGAGGGAGAGGUAAAUGGCCAGGAGCUUUCUAUAGCUUCCCACUCUGUAGCAAGGAUCUCGUUUGCCAAGAAACCCCAUGUAGAACAAAUUACUAGAAAAUUCAGGCUCAAUUCCGACGGAAAACUAGAACAGACGGUCUCCAUGGCAACCACUACACAGCCAAUGACUCAGCACCUCCACGUUACCUACAAGAAAGUGACUCCUUAAAACAAAGAAUGGUUUCAGCACAGAAGCAUGGUGGCCUGUGUGGAGAGCUAGGAUGCAAAACACAGUGACUUUACAUAUCUGGCAGAAUUUGCAAUUGCUGAAGGAUUUUAUUCUGACGUUUCUGUAAUGGUAAACCUAAAAAGAAAUAACCCUAAUGCCAAUAAAAAAGUCUUUAUUUUUAA
Molecule: messenger RNA, 1961 nt
Organism: Elgaria multicarinata webbii
Lineage: Eukaryota; Metazoa; Chordata; Lepidosauria; Squamata; Anguidae
Gene: THAP4
Product: THAP domain containing 4
Exons: 6
Coding region: 52-1779 (575 amino acids)
Source: RefSeq, a predicted model, not a curated record